AUGCUUGCUGCAAUUUAUUUACACUGGGAUGGACUUUACACAACAUACCACAGAUUUUUUUCGCAUCUUCAAAGUAAGUUAAAUGUUGACAUCGGUGGAACACAGCUCUCUAAAAUUGUUAUUGGAUCUGACGAAGAGGCCGCACUUACGAAAGCAAUAAAACAAUGUUUUCCAUCGUCUGCGAAUAUACUUUGUUCGCGCCAUUUGGAGGAGAAUGUUCGCCGAUAUUUGACAAACAAUAUUGGGGUAAGUGACAAAGUUAGAAAACAAGUUGUAAGCGAUAUUUUCGGGAAGCAUGGAUUAACGUCUUUUAACGAGGUCAAAAAGUUCGAACUGAAAUUAAUGAAACUUUCCGACAAAUACUUGAAAUAUUUACCUUCGUUCGAAGAAUACUUCAGAAAAACUGCACAAAAAAUUCGAUCUGGCGUUCUUCAACCGCGCAUAGAGAAUAAGUGGCUUCCUAUUAACUGGAAGAACAAUUCAUGUGAGUCAAUGAACCACAUCAUUAAGCUCUCGGCAAAUUGGAAGACAAUGAAAUUGCCAGAUUUGAUCGAAAGACUUUACAAGAUUGUCAAGCUACAGCAAGCUGAAUGUAGGAGAGCUUUAUACGGUCAAGGAAACUAUGAGUUAGCCCCGUGGAUGUCGAAAUGCAAAAUACAAUAUGUACACUGGACACAAAAAACGAAAGAAGAAAAAGAAGCAUUGUUCGCAAAAUUCAUGAAGGGUAUGCCAGCAAAGAAAAAAACUGUUUCCUCUACAGAUGGUCGCCUAACAAUUCCAAAAACGUGUAAAACUGCGAAGAAACCAGGCCAAAGGAAAAGAGUAAAAAGUUUGAAAACAAUCACCAGAAACAGAAAUAUUAAGUGA
Molecule: messenger RNA, 867 nt
Organism: Paramuricea clavata
Lineage: Eukaryota; Metazoa; Cnidaria; Anthozoa; Malacalcyonacea; Plexauridae
Source: the annotation of a GenBank genome assembly